AUGUUCUCGAAGCAGCUCAUCCUCGCUUUCCUUGCGUCUUCCGUGACCCUCGUGUCGGCUCAUUAUACUUUCCCCGCACUUCUUGUCAACGGCGCUGCCACUGGCAACUGGCAUAUCACCACCCAACAUCAUUACAUAGUCGAUUUCAGACAUCUCACAAUAUACACAGGUGACAGACGUCCUCGAGCCAGGAUAUCCGCUGCUACACCUCCGAGACCAGAGCCACUGCUCAAACUGCCACCGUUACCCGCCGGAUCCACAAUUGGCUUCCGCUCCGAUGACCCCAUCUACCACGACGGUGUCCUGAACAUCUACAUGGCCAAAGCUCCCGGCAGCGCGGCUAACUUUGAUGGCAGCGGCAACGUGUGGUUCAAGGUCCACGAAAUAAGCGCCGUUACUAAUGGCGGCAGGAGCAUUUCUUUCCCAGCUACCAACUUGCGAGACGUCACCUUCACCAUCCCCCGCAGCCUUCCAUCGGGCGAAUACCUCGUCCGCAUCGAGCACAUCGCCUUGCACAGUGCGAGUAGCUUCCAAGGAGCCCAAUUCUACAUCAGCUGCGCGCAGAUCAACGUCACCGGUGGCGGAAACGGCACCCCCGGCCCCCUCGUCUCGUUCCCUGGCGCCUACAACGGAAGGGAACCCGGCAUUCAGAUCAACAUCUACUACCCCAUCCCCACCCAAUACAUCCAGCCCGGCCCAGCUGUCUGGCGCGGAUAA
This is a messenger RNA of Psilocybe cubensis, 717 nucleotides long. RefSeq lists its product as uncharacterized. The record is from RefSeq and is a predicted model, not a curated record. Lineage: Eukaryota; Fungi; Basidiomycota; Agaricomycetes; Agaricales; Agrocybaceae. Bases 1 to 717 code for a protein of 238 amino acids. The transcript has 8 exons.